CUCCCGCUUGCCCCAAUUUCAAAACCAACAAAUAAAAUCCCCAUCUCCCUUAACCAAACAAAAUUUACCUCCUUCGUAACCAUUACAUAAUAAUAAACCCAAGAUUUGAUGAUUUCUUCAGUACGGGAUAAAGCAAAUUCAACUAUUACUAGCAUUGAAUUAAAGGAAGAAACAUGGAGUCGGAUCUACGCCUCCUUGAAAUCUCCGGUGAAGAUGAUUCUCUACUUACCCCACUCCCUCAUAUGGAGGAUACCAAUCCCAACGAUUUCACUCCCUUUUCAAAUUUCAUUUCCCCAUUGAGAGGGCUAGAGGGUCGUGUUGAUCCAGUAAAACCUGGCUGUUCCUCUUCCUAUCGUAGAGGUUGCAGCAAUAAAGAGAAUAUCAAUACAGACAAAGCAGAAAUAAUGCCUAAACUGAGCAUUGAGCCGCUGCAUAUGAAGAGGAAGAAAAGGGGUGGUGGUUACAUUUUGCGGAAAAGUUUAGCAUGGGAUCGAGCCUUUUCUACUGAAGAAGGUGUUUUGGAUCCAAUUGAACUUUCUCUGCUUAGCGGAACAUUAGUUAACACAUGCGGAGAGCCCUUGUUCACCAUCAAUGAAGAAGAGCGAAAUCCAACUUCCAAUGACUCCUUACUUGAUGCUAGUUCAGCUUAUUUGAACUCGAACAAAAAGAGUACGCUUAAAGAAAUUCGAUCUGUAGCUUUAAAAGAAGAUAAGCGGAAGGCCUCAAGUAAAAUGCUAGCAUCUCGUAAUGGUAGAAAUGUCUCCAAAUCUAGUGGCUGUUCUCGACCUUUGGCUUCACCUUCACUAAAAAGGCCUGCAAACAUGAAUCACGGAAAAUCUGCAACCAAGGAUUCCAAGUUACCGAAGUUUCAAGUUUCAAAGCCAAGUUCUUGUUUGUUGCCCGCAAGUUCUAAGAGUACUAUACCAAGAACAAGUCAUUUGAAGCAUCAAGUGACUGAUUCUGCUGUUAGUACUCAGAAGAAUGCGGGAUUAAGGAGCUCUUCUAGAAAAGUGAGAAAUAGCCAAGAGAAAGCAAAACCUGAUGCUGAACCUUUAAAGGAUAAAUCUUCAUCAUGCAUUUUCAGAGGAAAUGAUAAGAAAUCAACAUCGAAAUUACAUGCAUCAACUGAAUCUUCUCCACCAGUUAAUAAAGCUACCAGUACUGCUCUGGAGAUGAAUCCAGAUGCCACAGUACCAUCUAGCCGAGCACAUUCAUCUCAAAGUCACGAUGGAUGUACACCAGUUGCACUUCGUCUUCCUCAAAGCACUCCUACUGCUGUUAGCAGUAUGCAAUACCUGCCUGCACAAGCCAUGAAACCAUCGGGUCUGCGGAUGCCUUCACCUUCAUUAGGAUAUUUUUGUCAGACAAAAGCUUCAGAUACACGUCGCCUGUUGAAAGCCGAGUCUAGUAUGUGCCUGUCGGAAAGAUCUGGUGAUCGGAGGCCACCAGAGGCACUAGCAACACAAGAAAGCAAGGUCAACUUAGCAAAUCUAAACUGUAGGAUCCUAGGAUUGGAAUCAGAAAGCUCAACAGCAUCCUGCAAAGUAAUCAAAACAGGCUUGGAAGGAAACAGUGUGGAAAGAUCGAAUAUACCAAGUGUUAUAAUGAAGCUUGAUCCAGUCAGUGAUAAGCUCAGAAAUCCUGCUGAUAAUGUUGACGAAAAAGUACCGCAUCACAUCGAGCACCAAGAGAAGAAACUUCAGGAUGCAGAAUUGCUGACGAAUGGCAAGCAGAAUCCACCACAAACUGGAAAACAUGAACAUAUUAACAAAGAUGGUGAUCUCAUGAACUCCAUCCCUGGUUUUAUAGAAAAUAAAAGCUCUGCCGGAUCAGAUUUUAGAGAGGCUUAUUUUCCACAAGCUAGAUACAAUGCGCAAUCUCUAGUUCUAUGUGGAUUGGAAGGUGCCACUAGCAAUCCAAAUGAAGCAGAAGAAUCUGGCAUUUGUUCAGUAACUGAUGGUUCAAUUUGUAAUUCACAGUAUGGGAACAUGAUUAACUUUAGUGGGGAGGUGAGGGAGGACAGUUAUGUAGGAGGCUGUAAUAAUUUACCUGGUAAAGAAUUUGAAAAGGUCAAGUCCUUUGCAGCUGAAGAUAAAUGGAUGUUUGAUAACGAUAAGCAGAUUAUGAAGAUUAAGAGCAAUUUGAAUGAAGCACAUCGAAGCGGAAAUUGUGAGUCCUUGAAUCUCACAUGUUCGGACUUUAGUGAAGAAAAGAUGGAAAAUUCAGAAGUUGCAUCUCAGCAUGAAGAUUGUCAGAAUCCGAAACAAGAUUUUACCAAGCAGAUCACUGAUAAAGCACAAACAGGAGGUUUAGUAGUAGAGGUCUCAAGUGAAACUUUAUCCGAUGAAAAUUGCAAGACUAAUCCUGGCGGGCUUUCAAUUUACUCAGAACAUAAGUCCCAGGGUAGGAAUGUAUUGCAUUCAGGUGAUCGGUCCCUUAGUAAGCAUGUGAGUAUAGAUCAAAGCCAAGAUGGACAGAUUGCUGAAACUGGUUUAUCUGCGCCACCAUAUCGACAAGAUGAACGUGGUUUUGAUAGAUUUGAUGUAACAAGUGCUCAGCCAGAAUUGGAGAGUAAUAACAUUACAGCAGGAGAAGAUCCUGCAGAUAUCUUAUAUUUUGGCCCUAGCAAAGUUACUCUAGCUGAAAAUUGUAAUCAUCCAACAGAUGAAGAGUUUAAUAAUAAUAAGUUUCUUGGUAAUUUAACUUCCUGUCUGGAAUUUGGUUCAUCAUCUAGUGUAACAAGAAACGAAAUGGUAUCAGCUGUAACUGGUUCAAUUGGCGAAUGUAGAAAACCAAUUAAAGAGUCUGUCUUGGAAGCGGUGGAUGAAGCUGAAAUUCGCGAUGCAUCAAACUGUCAAAAUGAGGGUAAUUUAACUUCCUCUGCGGAAUUUGGUUCAUCUUCCAGGGGAACACCAGAUGUAAUUGGAUUAGGUAUACUUGGUCCAAUGGGUGAAGGUAACAAACUGAUCAAAGACGUGUUUCUCUUGGAAGAAAUGGAUGAAUUUGAAAUUCGAGAUUCACCUAACAAGCCUAAUGAUGGUGGUCAGAUAAUCAAGAUGAAGCAUGGUAUGCUGUCUCCAUUAAGCUUGAAUGUUGAAGAGUCGCAAAUGUGCUGCCAUACGCAUUUCAUUCCUUCUAGUCCAACAGAACUGGGGUAUCACAAGGUUGUUUUAGAGAGUCUUCCUACUCCACCACAACUUGGAGAUAAAAUGCAAGCAAAUGAAGUUGGAAAGACAAUAAAUGCACUCACGAAUAUCUUACAGAUGGAGGAUACACAUCUGGAGUUACAUGCCGAUGAUGCUCAGUUGUUGCCUGGAAAAGGCCCUAUCAAAUGCGAAAGUAGCAAUGCCUUGGAGAAUUUUCAAGAUGCUCUUCCAGCACAAAGAAGUUUUUAUAAAGGUGCAUUAGAAAGCCCAAGCGUUCUGAACAAGGAGUCACCUUUGAUUCAUGGGAGCAGCAACAUUGCUAAUGAACUGGAUGUUAUCCACGGUGUUGAGGAUCGACUAUCAUAUCCCGCGACAAUUGAAUCUUUAUCUUUGGAACUUAAUUCACCGACAAGUAAAAUCCAUACAGCAAGUGUCACAAAUGAUUGCAUAGAACUUGUUGAAGGGGAUCAGACCUCAUCAAGAAUCAAAAGAAAGGUAGUUGACAUAUUGAAUCAAGAUAUUGUGGUGAAGGAAUCUGAAACUGGAAAACCUAGUGGAAGUGAGAAUUCUCACAAUGAACUUUGCCAUGGACUGCAAGAUACCGAGCAGUGCAGAAAUGAUAACACCAAUUUGCCAGUCAAGAAUACAGAGAACUGUCUGAAGAAAGGCAACAUUUUGAUAUUACCCCCACAGGAUGCAGUUCCAUUUUCUGAUGAAUGGUUGGCAGCAAUGGAAGCUGCUGGGGAGGAUAUCUUAACCAUGAAAGGUGGUGCUGUACAAAAUUCACCCCAAGAGAAAUCCUUGCCUGAGCCAAGCCCAUGGUCUCCGGUGAAAAAGAAAAACAAUCAACUUGGGCCUUUUGACUGUACAAAGUUCAACCACAAUAUGCCUCCGGAGUCCUGAUUCCUGUUUGGCUAAACUUGGUCUCAUCCAAAUUCUUUCAUUCACCACUAACAUGUUUCUGAUUUAGCUUAACACUGCUUAGCAAGAAAAGUUGCUAAUUGAUACAUUAUUCCAAAUACACGAUUUACACCCUUUAUAUGUAAUUCUUUGUACACCGACUUUAAAAGAUUCCUUUGUUAUUUCUUUUAUGUAAAGAGCAAUAUCUCAUUCAUGAAAA
Nicotiana tabacum (common tobacco) is the source of this 4266-nucleotide messenger RNA. RefSeq lists its product as uncharacterized. Gene Ontology annotation, molecular function: microtubule binding. NCBI's taxonomy places the organism in Eukaryota, Viridiplantae, Streptophyta, Magnoliopsida, Solanales, Solanaceae. The record is from RefSeq and is a predicted model, not a curated record.